GGAAUGUUGCUCCUUGACCCCGUAGCUAUGCCUUUCAGACGCCACAGUGGAAAGUCUUGCAUUUGUGCGCAGUAGGUUCGCGGUUUUUGGUUGUGCGUUUUUUAUUAUCAUUAUUUAAGUAAUCAUAGUGAAUAUGGCACAGGAACUUAGUUAUCAGUCAAUCAAAACAGCAAAUCAAGUGCGAGAGUCGGAGGAUCAGCGACAAGAAACUCGCAAAAGAAAUUUAUUGAUUUUGAUAUUGUCACAUUUAUCAGACAAUGGAUAUCUAGAAUCUAUGGCAUCUUUGUCACAAGAAGCAAACCUAAGUUUAUCUAGAUGGCAGGUAUGUGACAACGUUGACCUGGAUACAGUUUUACAAGAAUUUGAAUCAUAUUAUUACAUCAAAUUUCAAAAACAUCCAAAAAUUGUCAAGAAAAUUGUUACAAGUGCAGAACCAUCAAGAGGAAAGAUAAACCGGGUUAAGCGUCCAUCUGUAGCAGGACUGAAUGGGAACAACAGUAAUAAUGCAACUCAUUUGACUAACUCUUCAUCUCUUCCACAUAUUACUAAUUUAACUGGAAAUCCGAACGGAUCAGCUCGUAGAAUACGACCUGCGUCGGGGAAUGAUGCAAAGAAAAAACUCGCUUCUAGAACACAAGGAAAAGAAUAUUUGAGACAAAACAGUAACGCGAGUGAGAAAUCUUCUACAAAUGAAUCAGUAACCGUAAGACCUGCUGAUUUAGGUUUGACUGUAUCAUCAGUUGGAGUGCGAGAUGAGAGAAAAACUGAAAAUCCUCGAAAGGAAAUCAUUGAUAUGCGUGCAAUAUUAAAUGAUGCUAUCAAAGGGGCUGGAAGUGAUAUUGUAACUGAUUCACACAAUUCUUUUGAUCGUUUGGUUAAACCAUUAGGUGGUUUUGUUGGCUUCAAUCAUGAAAUGAGAGAACUUGCCACAGUAAUAAGUCGAGAUAUUUAUUUACAUAAUCCUAGUGUAAAAUGGAGUGACAUUGUCGGCUUAGAAUCUGCUAAGAGAUUAGUGAAGGAAGCAGUUGUUUAUCCUAUAAAGUAUCCACAAUUAUUCACUGGAAUUUUGUCACCAUGGAAGGGUUUGUUAUUAUAUGGACCACCAGGAACUGGUAAAACACUUCUGGCAAAAGCAGUUGCAACAGAGUGCAAUACAACAUUCUUUAAUAUAUCAGCUUCCACUAUUGUUAGCAAAUGGAGAGGAGACUCCGAAAAAUUGGUAAGAGUGCUUUUUGAGUUAGCGAGAUUUCAUGCACCUUCUACUAUAUUUCUUGAUGAAUUGGAAUCUGUCAUGAGUCAAAGAGGAUCGGGUCCUGGUGGUGAACAUGAAGGAAGUAGAAGAAUGAAAACGGAAUUACUUGUACAGAUGGAUGGUCUCGCAAAAUCAGAUGAUCUCGUAUUCGUUCUGGCUGCAUCGAAUUUGCCAUGGGAAUUAGAUCAUGCAAUGCUUCGUCGUCUGGAGAAAAGAAUACUUGUUGAUCUUCCAAAUCAUGAAGCAAGAAAAUCUAUGUUUUAUAGGUUUCUACCUCCGAAAAAUAGUGAAGGAAGUUUGAUCAUCAACACAAACCUUGAUUACGGAGCUCUAGCUGAGAAAACUGAGGGAUAUUCUGGAUCAGAUCUUAAAUUAGUUUGUAAAGAAGCAGCAAUGCAAGUUGUCAGAAAAAUAUUCAAUACCUUGGAGAAUCAUGUUGAAGGAGAACAACUUCCAGAUUUCACUCUGGACACUAUAUCAACAGCAUGUGUUUUAGAUGUUCUUAUUCACACUAAGCCAUCAACUGCUAAGCUGAGCCACAAGUACAAAGACUGGCAAACGAAAUAUGAAUCUGUUUAGUGAUUUUGCGAUAUUCCAGAGGAACAAUUAUUACUGAAUUAGAAAUUAUAAAAUUCAGUCAAGUAAUUCAUGACAUAUGGUUACACUUUAUUCACUGUAACUAAGCAAGUCUUAAUUUAUUCUUGCUUGGUCAAGCCACUUGUACUGUGAAAUUUAAUUUAGUGCUAUUUAAAAAUUUGUACACAACUUUACAGUAUUUUGUGCACUUUUUUAAAGUGGAAAAAGUACUAUGUAGUAUUAUGCCCGCUUACUAAUUGUCACAUUUUUAUAAGAAAAUUUUAGUGAUAUAUUUUCCUAUUUCUCUUGUCAAACCUCUUGUCUGUUGUAAGAGAUUAAAUUAUUGUCAUUGGUCG
Molecule: messenger RNA, 2184 nt
Organism: Styela clava
Lineage: Eukaryota; Metazoa; Chordata; Ascidiacea; Stolidobranchia; Styelidae
Product: katanin p60 ATPase-containing subunit A-like 2
Molecular function (GO): ATP binding; protein binding; ATP hydrolysis activity
Source: RefSeq, a predicted model, not a curated record